Messenger RNA from Diplodia corticola, 690 nucleotides. RefSeq names its product elongation factor 1-beta. The transcript is spliced from 4 exons. Gene Ontology annotation, cellular component: cytosol; eukaryotic translation elongation factor 1 complex. Gene Ontology annotation, molecular function: guanyl-nucleotide exchange factor activity; translation elongation factor activity. Bases 1 to 690 code for a protein of 229 amino acids. Lineage: Eukaryota; Fungi; Ascomycota; Dothideomycetes; Botryosphaeriales; Botryosphaeriaceae. The record is from RefSeq and is a predicted model, not a curated record. Gene Ontology annotation, biological process: translational elongation.
AUGGGCUUCACCGACUUCGUCUCCGACGCUGGCCUUACCCUCCUGAACAACUGGGUCGAGUCUCGCAGCUACAUUGUCGGCUAUGCUCCUUCCCAGGCCGAUGUCGCCGUCUUCAAGGGCGUGAGCUCUGCUCCCGACGCUGCCAAGUUCCCCCACGCCGCCCGCUGGUACAAGCACAUCGCCUCCUUCGAGGCUGACUUCGCUACUCUGCCCGGCGACGCCUCGAAGCCCGUCACCGAGUACGGCCCUGAGGCCGCCGAGCUCGCCGUCAACCCCGCCAAGGCCCCCGCCGCCGAGGAGGAGGACGACGACGUUGACCUGUUCGGCUCUGAUGACGAGGAGGAGGACCCGGAGGCCGUGAGGGUCAGGGAGGAGCGCCUGGCCGAGUACAAGAAGAAGAAGGAGGGCAAGGCUAAGCCUGCCGCCAAGUCCAUCGUCACCAUGGACGUCAAGCCCUGGGAUGACGAGACCGACAUCGAGCAGAUGGCGGCGAACGUCAAGGCCAUCGAGAUGGACGGCCUUGUCUGGGGUGCCUCCCAGUUUGUCGCCGUCGGUUUCGGUAUCAAGAAGCUCCAGAUCAACCUGGUCGUCGAGGACGAGAAGGUCUCCACUGAUGAGCUCCAGCAGCUGAUCGAGGAGGACGAGGACCACGUCCAGUCCACCGAUAUUGUUGCCAUGCAGAAGUUGUAG